Purpureocillium takamizusanense is the source of this 1896-nucleotide messenger RNA. RefSeq lists its product as uncharacterized. The record is from RefSeq and is a predicted model, not a curated record. Bases 78 to 1640 code for a protein of 520 amino acids. Gene Ontology annotation, biological process: positive regulation of translational fidelity. The transcript has 3 exons. Gene Ontology annotation, molecular function: rRNA binding; structural constituent of ribosome. Gene Ontology annotation, cellular component: mitochondrial small ribosomal subunit. NCBI's taxonomy places the organism in Eukaryota, Fungi, Ascomycota, Sordariomycetes, Hypocreales, Ophiocordycipitaceae.
CGAGCAGUCGCUGCUCGUGACGCACAUCUCGACCCUGCCCCAACACCCUCCAGUCCAUUGGCGGCAGGCUCGCCAAAAUGCGCAGGCCAAUCCGGUUUGACAACCUCGUGCGGCCGAAAUUGCGGCAGUCGUGGAGCAAGCUUAAUCUCUACAACCUGUCCCGCAACGUUGGCCGCGAGCCGCAGAUCCGUGGCACGCCGACCUUCUUCCAGCAGAAGUGGGCUGCCAAGUCCAAGACGAGAGGCUACCACGGCGAGCACAUCCCCGAGAAGAAAUGGGUGCGCCUUUUCUCCCGCCGCCUCCUCUCUGCCGUCGACCUGCCGCCGCAAUACCUCGCCGCCAAUGACGGCUCUGAGCAGGCCACCGGUCGUGGUUCUGGCCUCACCACAUCGAGCCUCACUGCCGAGUCCUACUCCAGGGUCCCCAAGCUCAGCACCAAGGAUUCGUCGCGCCGACGGCCGCCUCCUUUCGGCGACGUCAACAAGCUCCUUUCGGAUCAGUUCACCAACAUGACACCCUACAUGCAAAUGACGUUUGCGCCGCUCGAACGGAGGCUUGACACUGCCGUCUUCCGGGCCUUGUUUGCAAGCAGCGUGCGUCAGGCACGCCAGUCGGUCAUUCACGGCGCCGUCAAGGUCAAUGGUAAAAAGAUGAUCCACCCUUCGUAUCAACUGAACCCCGGCGACAUGUUCCAGGUCGACAUCGAAAGGGUCAUGUACUGCACUGGCCUGAAAAAGGUCAAUCGCCACAGCAGGACCCUGCUCCGCAGCCUAGAGAAGGGCAAGAAGCAGUUCGCUUUCUUUCUUCCGUCGGCCGUCAACGAAGGCACUGAUGGCAAGGCCUCAGACGGGGCUGCAGUCAACGCAGAGGCUACCGAGGGCCAAAAAGAAGCCAGCGCAUCCGCUGAAAUGGAGGGCGCUGUCAAGGCUGAAGGCUCCGAUGCUAGGGAGGCUAAACAUCCCAAUCCUGACUCCUGGAGUGAAAAGAAGCAAUGGUCGCGAACAAACAGGGCACUCAGGUUCCUGCUCAGUAACGUCAAGACUGUCUUGGAAACCAAGCCGCGGGAACUGACCGGGAGAGACAAGCGGCGUCUUCGGUUGUUCAGGGCUAGCGCCAAGCGCUUCCUAUCACAUCCCCAAGACCACGAGAUGGACGCCCAGGAGCUCAUGGAGGAGCUUCAGCUUCAAAUGAAAAGUCAUGAACUCAUGCGCGAGACAUUCAAGAGGCUCAAUAUCAAGGGUGAGAAGGCGGAGGAAGUGCAAGAAUCGCAGCAAUACAACAGGCAAGGUCGUACGGACAAGGAUCUGGAGGGCCUGUCCGAGGAGCAAAAGGAGAGGGCGUUGCUCAUCAGGAGCCGGUUUCAGCUAUCGAGGGAUGAGGUGCGCAAGCUGGGCAGGCUUCUCCAAGUCGAUGAGGAAAAUCCCGUCGACGAGACAAAGCCGUACGCAACGCCGUGGCAGCCGCGGCCAUAUAUGUCGGCCUUUGCCUUCAUCCCACGUUACCUCGAGGUGAACCCCAACAUUUGCGCAGCCGUGUACCUUCGACACCCGGUCGCUCGCAAGGGCAUGGCAGAGGUGCCAACGCCCUUCAGCUACCUGACGAACCAGCUGGCUCACAAUUGGUAUCUGGAGCGGGGUUGAGAGGUAGCUCAGACGUUCGUUGCGACAAGGGCUAAGCUUGCGUGAAGAAGGGGGUGGACUGCGUCUGUACGAUGCUACUGUCGACGGCUAAGUAGCCUUUGUGGAGGAAUGCGCGGGCGAAACAGCGGGAGGUAGACUGGACAAGCCUGGGUCGCCUACCCCUUGUGUACAAUACAAAGAGCAAGAAGACUGUGUGUUACAAGUAGAUGAGCACAAAUUUCACCGGAAACGGAGCCAUCUAGCAUGGCGUGCAAAC